AUGUUCUGGUUUUUGAUUUAUUCGUUUCCCUUUAUUCUUUCUACUACUGUCAUUCUUAGAAUCUUUCCUAGUCUUCGAAAUGCCGAAGAAUAUAAAAGGGAUGAGAAGAAUAAUGAUGGAAAAGCUUAUGGAACAAUUGUUGGUAGAAAUGGGAAGUCUUUGGUUCAUGUUCACUCUGUUAGACGAAGAAGAGCAAAAGAUAUUAGGAGAGAAGAUGAUUGCUCACAAAACAAUGUGGAUGAGAAAAGUACUAUUUUCUCAACGAGUGUCAAUUAUGAUUUGGUCGACAAAAGUGCCUUGGCAGAAGAAUGCCCAAAAGAAAUUCGGGAGGUGGAGGUCGAUUCUUCAUCUAAUCCCUCCCAAUGUUCCUACUCGUGUAUGUCUAAAAGUCUAAAACCAGAAUUUUGUAAUGGCUCCUACGGAAGGUCUGAAAAAUUUAACUUUGGUGGAAGUGAAAUAGGAACUUCAGAGGACUCUGAAGAUGAAGAGGAGGCAAGAGAGACUGGUAAUAAAGCUGUUGAAUGGACUUUGGAUGAUCAAAAGAAUCUCAUGGAUCUUGGAAUUUCAGAGAUUGAAAGGAAUAAAAGAUUGGAGAGUCUAAUUGCUAGACGGAAAGCAAGGAAAUUGCUCAGCCUUCAGGUUAGAAGGACACUGAGGAACAUGAAGAUCAACGAACCUGCGGAUCAAAUUGCUCAUAUUACUAUACCUAAAAACAAUCUUCUUCCGAAUAACAUUGGUCUGUUUUCACCUGGUCCAGGCUCGGCUCCUUCUGUUUUAAUACCUAUGCGCAAUCCUUUCGAUCUUCCUUAUGAUCCAUGUGAGGAAAAACCUGAUCUCACGGGGGACAGUUUCAAUCAAGAGUUUAUGGCAGUUCAGAACAUGGACGUAAUGUUCUGCAGGCAUGAGAGUUUCAGUUUAGGGGCAUCCUUACCCAGGGAAUUCGUGCAAGAUUGUGCAGCAACCUCUGCGUGUCAUAACGUUGGAUUGAGACAGAGAGCUUCCAAAGGAAUUGCAUGUUCCAAACCAGGAAGCAAAUUAGAGAGCAAAUUCAUUGGGAUAGUAGAGCCAGAACAAUUUCAAGAACCUGAGUCUAAGACAAAGGUUGACAGUGUAGAUGAUCAGAUCAAAGAAGUCAUCCAAGUAUGUGAGCAGGGACUUGAACAUCACAAUGAAGAAGAUAAUGUUGAAGUGCAGACAAAACCAAUUCCGAUUGAAGAUGUCAAUGUCAGGCCAAGCUCAUCUUCCUCCUCAGAAGAGGAUGAACCAUUCUAUAAGAUAGACAAAAAUGAAGUAUUGAAAUCUAUUGCUUCUCCAGCUACAAGGAUCAUUGCUGAAGAUAGGGAGAAUAAUGGCCAAACAGGUGACCAUUCAAAUCACGAUGCUCCUCAUUUUGCGAAGACCAGAUCAGAGGAGCACUUUAAUUAUGCUAAUAAGACUCAGCACUAUCACGCUCGUGCCCUUUCCAUUGCAUCUGACUUGCAAGUAGAGUUUUCAGAAGUAAGUUCUCCUCAAAUGCAUGAUGAAAACUUAUCAUCUCAGGAUGAAGAAAUUUCAAUAUAUGAUGUGGACUUGGAUAAGGAGAUUAUCUCGAGUAGUGAAGACUUGUGGGCAGCGUCAUCUCACCUAUCUGCAAUAGAUGAAAAUGAAUCAAGAUCAAGAGAAGUGCAUGAAAUCGGUGAUAAAGAUAUCAUAGAGUUUGGAUUUUCAAAAAUUAACAAGUCUGAGGAUAAGACACUGUCAAACACACUGGCAGAAAAAGUCACUGAACAAAAUUCUAUAGGUGCACAUUCAUUUUCGCCUCCUAAGACUGACUUUCCCAACAGCUGUCAAGGCCAUACCGACUUCAGUGCAAAGAUUCAUGGAGAACUGCAGAGCUGUUUAGUUUCUGCACAGGAUGAUAAAGGGAACCAGUUAGAAAAGUCUUUGAUGAUUGAUUCAGAUUCAGCUGAACACAUUGGAAGUCAAUCUGAGAAACAGGAUAAGUGUCGUCACAUGUUAGAAUCCACAGGUUCAGUAUCUGAUAACCGAAUAUCUUCUGAAGAUUCUGACAACAGAUUUAAAAAAGUGAUUGAACAUGAAGAGCUGGUGGCUACUUCAACACAUUUUGAGGAUCAUAACAGUCUUGAAUUACUUCAACGUACUGAAGAUGAACCACAUUCUUCUGAAGUUGGAACUUCUGGGGCUUCUCUGGACUCUGAUGAUCCCCAAGCAUCUGUAUCACCAACGAAUGAACAAAUUCCAGCUGCCCCAAGUCCAUGCUCAUCCCCCCAAUCUGUACUACAACAAAACUUUUCCGUGGAUAACCUAUCAGAAUUUCAGCAAAAUAUCCAAAUGGAGGUUGGGCAGUUUGACAUAGCUGUAGAAAACAACAUGCCGUAUGAACUUAGAACUGAAGUUUCCAGUGAAAUUUUGUCCCAAAAUUCAAUGCCUUUGGAGGAUUCAAAUCACCCACAUAACGGUGCAGAUAUCGAACAGAAAUCUUCCCAUCAUCAAGAGAAGUCUACUGAAGAAGUUGAUGCACAUAUAGAUAUUGAUGGAUCAACUAAUUACGAGGAUCAAACGCAAAACUUGGUAUCAUGUGAAGAUACUGGACAUGAGAGCCAGUUGAAUUAUCCGAUGGAUCAUGAAGAAUGCAGCAAAGCUACAACUUCAGAAAGUUAUGAAGCGACCAAAUUUGAGCUUCAAAAAUUUGCUGAUGACAGAACUCCUCUUUCCUCGUCAAUAUUAGUGGAAGAGAAUGGUAACUCGGGGACCCACAAAAAUUCUGAAGAGGAUGAAGAAGCUAUACACCAUGCAAACACACACGGUUCAACGCUAGGCAAUGCAGUCAAAUUAGAAAUUAGUACUAGUAAUGGAGAAAACCAUGAUGAAACUAUCCUAUUACGUGUUCCAAAAGAGAAAAACGAUUCGGAAAAUUCUAUGACUUGCAUUACGACAGAGGAACCAACAAAUUCUUCAUCGAGAAGCAUUGAAGAAUCCACAAGCGUUUGCAUAGUGAACAAGACAGUAACUAACAAGAUAAAUGAAUGCGACCCAGAGCGUACGUCUGGUGGAGUUGAAGAAGAAUCAGAAAGAUAA
Molecule: messenger RNA, 3078 nt
Organism: Fraxinus pennsylvanica
Lineage: Eukaryota; Viridiplantae; Streptophyta; Magnoliopsida; Lamiales; Oleaceae
Source: the annotation of a GenBank genome assembly